AUGGACUUGGACCCUGGGGUGUCCCUGCUUUCGGAGGACAGCCACCCCGGCCGCCUCGUCACUGCGGAGGCAGACUUCGAGCGCCUUCUGGAAGACUCAGUGGAGAUCGAGGAGAACCUCAGCCCGAGCCCCAAAGCGCCCCAGUCGACGCCGGAGCCCGCAGAGCCUGCCGCUGAGCCCGCUGAGCCCACGGCCCCAGAGCCGGCGCCGGCAAUGCCGAAGGCCAUGCUGGAAACACGGCCAAGGCGGGCUCGGGGCGGAAGCGACAUCUUUUCCCAUUCCUCCUCGGCAUGGUUUGUGGGGCUGGUGGUGAAGAAUGCCAACGGCUACCUCACCAUCCGGUUCAUUGACAAUGAGGGCGAGCGCAAAGAGAAGCUUGUGAGCUGCGAAGGAUCCGACGUGGCCUACUUCGGGUCCCACCUUGGCUGGAUCUCGCCCCCUGGGGUGGUGGCAGUGCCCUCGGCUUCCCGCGCCGGGGAGGUCUCCUACUUGGACGCGAGUCUGCGGCAGAAGUUCGCCAGCCCCGAGCUGGCGUGGCAGGCGUUCCUGGAGCACCAGUUGGACAAAGCUCCAAGCUGUGCGCGGUCUCCAGAGGGCCCGCUGUCAAGUAGCCCGGCCUCUGGGGAUAGCCGCUUGCUCUCCAUGGACGGCCGCCUGUCCAUAGAUGGCCGCUUACCCCUGGAGGGCCGUUCUGACAGCCGCUUGCCCAUGGAUGGCCGCCUAUCUGUGGGCGGUCGCUUGUCAGAUGGCCGCAGUUCUGUAGACAGCCGCUCACCCAUGGAUGGGCGCUUCCCAGACGGCCGCUGCUUUGCAGACAGCUUGCCAAAGGAAGGGCGGCUGUUUGUAAACGACCGCUUGCCUACGGACGGGCGCUCGCAAAGGGAUGGCCGCUUGGCAGACUGCCGCUCUCUGGACAGUCGCUUGGCUUUGGACGAUGGGCGCGGCUCUGAGGGGCGCUUUCCUCUGGAUCGACGUAUGCCUUCAGACCGCUAUUCUGUAGAUGGCUACUUGUCCCUGGACGGCCGGCAGCUUCCCGCGGCCGCUCCGGGCCUCGAGGGCCUGGACGAGGAGUUGGCGCGGGCCCGGCAGGCAGCCAUCCAGCGGGUGCGCAUGCGGCGCGGCGCAGCCGCUGCUUUUCUGCAAAAGUGCUGA
Molecule: messenger RNA, 1152 nt
Organism: Effrenium voratum
Lineage: Eukaryota; Dinophyceae; Suessiales; Symbiodiniaceae
Source: the annotation of a GenBank genome assembly